AUGUUUGGCACGACCUUUUUCAAUAAAUCAUCGCCCACACCCUCAAGCGAUUACUAUGUCUUUCCCUCCGUCCUGCAAAGUUUUGUGAACAAAGAUACCCACUUUAAUACCUCAUCCACAUCUGACAGUGUUCCUCUGAUUACUGAUUCUGAUGGUAAUUCUUCUCAACCCCCUUCCACCUCCUCCCCCUUCUCCCGGCGCUUCUCUAUGUUCUCCGCGCCCUCUGAUAACGAGCCAGAGUCCUUCCGUGGAUUAUCCCGGGGUCAGCGCCUUCUCUACUUCGGCAUCUCUGUCUUCUGCACCUCUCUCUUCUUUUCCUUUGCUCUCAUCUUCAUCCCUCUCCUCGCCACACCUUCAGGUCUUCGCAAAUUCGUUUUCAUGUACGUCCUCAGCAACGUUGCACUCAUGUUUGCCUUCGCCUUUGCCUUCGGUCCUUGGACGUACGCAAAGAGUCUAGUGACGCGGGAUCGUCUGCCCUCCACCUUAGCCUACGGGGGGAGCCUCUUCCUUGGUAUCUAUGGCGUGGUGUGGUGGCGAAGCACCUUUUGCGCUCUCCUUGCCAUCGUCAUCCAGAUCGGACUGGGUCUGUGGCAGCUGAAACAAUUCAUUUGGGGAGGGGCGAAGGCUUUCUCGCUCUUCAGUAUAUUUUCCUCUCUAAGGCCUGGUAGAAUCUCUGGAACUAAUCUGCCGGUCUGA
Echinococcus granulosus is the source of this 696-nucleotide messenger RNA. RefSeq names its product Protein transport protein SFT2. The coding region runs from base 1 to 696 and encodes 231 amino acids. The record is from RefSeq and is a predicted model, not a curated record. Gene Ontology annotation, cellular component: membrane. Gene Ontology annotation, biological process: vesicle-mediated transport. NCBI's taxonomy places the organism in Eukaryota, Metazoa, Platyhelminthes, Cestoda, Cyclophyllidea, Taeniidae. The transcript has a single exon.